AUGUCACGGCGUUCUGUGAGGGAGGUCCUUACCCACCUCCUUCGACUUCCCAAACACAAAAGCUGUGGACAGGAGAUCUCAGUAAGGUUUUCCGGGGAUGGACGACAGGUCACCCGGAACAACAGGAUAGGUGCAGUUAUGGGCACUGUCCGGAUUGUCCCCAACAGGAACACCAUCAAUGCGAACUUGGACAAUGCCCAGCUGCACCACUCCAUAGAUGAAGAAGCGUCCGUUUUCAUCUAUGAAGGAGGUGAGGACUAUGAAACACAGCAGAAAACAGCUGCACUUGUGUACCAAGAAAUAGAAGACAUCAGGCAGAAUGGCAUUGUGAUUGAUGGAAAGCUCAUCAAAGUCAAAUGGUAUGCUGAACAAACAGAGCAGCUGCUGAGUGCCAUGAAAGACAUCGGUGUGCCGUUCAGGCUGAUGGAGGGAGCGGGGGAUGAUGGGCAAGGAUCCAUCAAAACAUGGACGCAACUUAAUGGUGGACCCCAAGGGGGCUAA
Branchiostoma belcheri (Belcher's lancelet) is the source of this 501-nucleotide messenger RNA. RefSeq lists its product as uncharacterized. The record is from RefSeq and is a predicted model, not a curated record. Lineage: Eukaryota; Metazoa; Chordata; Leptocardii; Amphioxiformes; Branchiostomatidae. The transcript is spliced from 4 exons. The coding region runs from base 1 to 501 and encodes 166 amino acids.